CUUAUGGCCGCUCGUAAUAAUAAUCCUAUGUGAGCGUUCCGGUAAAUGGAAGAGCCUCUCAGUUGGUGUCCAACUGCCGUCACGUCAAACUAAAGUUGUCCACUUUCUGUGCCAGCCUAAACUAAAAUAGACACGAUGUCGCUUCUAACGGGCAGCGCCAAUGCUGUGAAAUACACGCUCUUUGGAUUUAACUUGAUCUUUUUGAUCACCGGCAUUAUUCUGAUUGCCGUUGGAGCCGGAGUUGGGGCCGUCUACACGGGCUAUGAGCUCUUCCUAGCCGGCAAGUUCUUCUCGAUCCCCACGUUCCUGAUCGUGAUUGGAUCGUUCAUCAUCGUGAUCUCAUUCUUCGGCUGCUGGGGUGCCCUGAAGGAGAACUACUGCUUGGUGCUCAGCUUCUCGAUCAUGCUGGCCAUCAUCUUUAUCCUUGAGCUGGCUGCCGGUAUCAGUGGCUAUGUCCUGCGCAACGACGCCUCCAAAUUGAUUAAAACAUCGCUGACUGCCUCGCUGCAUGAGUACGGUGGCGACAAUCAGAACGCGACGACGCGCCUCUGGGACGAUGUGCAGCGGGAAUUCGACUGCUGUGGCGUCACCAGCUACUCGGACUGGAACGUGACCUUCGCCAACGACGAGCUGCCCAUCUCCUGCUGCACCAUUCCCGUAGGCGCUGUGGGCACCUUCAACUGCUGGUCCAACGUGACCAGCGUCGCAGUCCGCCAUGUGGACGGCUGCCUCGACGGAUUCUCCGGCUACAUUUCCGCCCAUGCGGUCAGCCUGGGAGCGGCGGGCGUGGUCAUUGCCAUCCUGCAGUUCUUCGGCGUCAUCUUUGCAUGCUAUAUCGCUCGUGAGAUCAAGAUUCGUAACGGCAUUACUGGCUUUAUGUAAGUCCUGAGGAACUCUAUUCUGUGAGAUGCGGAACAGGAACUAAGGGAGCCAAGCUCAGCUGUUUACUUUUAGGACUCUACUAAAUUCUAUGGAUGUUUUUAGUUCUAUAUUGACUUUUCCUUCUGCUUAUAUGAAUAAAAAUAUAUAAUUCUAAAAAAAAGUUGGAAGAAACA
Molecule: messenger RNA, 1055 nt
Organism: Drosophila takahashii
Lineage: Eukaryota; Metazoa; Arthropoda; Insecta; Diptera; Drosophilidae
Gene: Tsp29Fa
Product: Tetraspanin 29Fa
Cellular component (GO): plasma membrane
Source: RefSeq, a predicted model, not a curated record